Labrus bergylta (ballan wrasse) is the source of this 1137-nucleotide messenger RNA. Lineage: Eukaryota; Metazoa; Chordata; Actinopteri; Labriformes; Labridae. The record is from RefSeq and is a predicted model, not a curated record.
UCAUUUUUGACACGAUGAAAAUCUUUGCGUACGCUUGUUGUCUUCUCUCUGCUCUGAGUGCGGUGCAGAUGAAGACUGUCAACAUAGAUAAACAUGUCGGGGAAAAUGUGACCAUCAGAUGCUCAGGCUGGGACGUCUUGAUGUAUGUAGAAGAGAAUGUAAAGUACUUUUGUUCAAGUCCUUGUACAGAAGACAAACACGUUAUCAUCAAAGCAGGAUAUGAAAAGAUCAACCGUAAGGAUCGAAUUAAGUUAUUCAACAAUGGAGAGGUUUUAUCUGUGACCUUCACUGAUCUUCAAAAGUCAGACGCUGGAAAAUAUUAUUGUGGAGUGGAGAUAGUUGGGAUAGAUGCAUACAUAGAGGUGAAUGUUAACGUCAAGGAUGCUGAGCCUUCCAGUCCCAUUAAGACUCCAAUAACAGUCACUGUUACUGUAACAACAACCAGCCCUGUUACAUCUCCACAUGUCUCUGAUGGUUUUACUGACAUGUCUACGACAACCCAAACCUUAAAUACCACAACACUGCCUGCAUCUGUGACAAAAGGAGCUGGGAGUCCUCUAUAUUGGAUUGUAGGUUUGAUUGUUACCUUGCUAACCUUGCUAACGGCUGUACUGAUGGUUAUCAGGAGGAUGAUGAAGAAGCAGCAGACGGUUGUUACAACGCCACAACAACCUGCAGGAGAGAGUGGAGCAGCUGAUAGAGUCUAUCAAUCCCUCCAGUCGAUUACAAUGGAUGAACACCAAGUCUACAGCACGAUCACACCAAACAAAGAGAGUGGAGCAGCUGAUGGAGUCUAUCAAUCCCUCCAGUUGAUUACAAUGGAUGAACACCAAGUCUACAGCACGAUCACGACAAACAAAGCGAAUACUGUUCUGUAGCUGAUGACCAGGGACACACGCUGUGGCUCCAUUUGGAUUCAUUUAGAUAAACACACGUAUGGGUGCUUGGAGUGUUUAGAGUACAUGUUCUACCUGCAUGGUUAAGUCAUACUAUGGAGACUGAUGCUUGCUUGUUGUUGGUGCAUCUUACAAGCCUCUGUUGCAUGUGGUUUAGCGUCAUGAGGGUUGUGCCGCUGUGGAUACUAAGAGUCAGAUGUUUUAAAUAAAAAGUAUCUUUGAAGUAUUUAAAGUUUUGUAA